AUGAUUGGUAAAAUCGUAGCCUUUUGGAAAAUGAGUCGUGCUCCGCCAUGUAACGAAUGUGACCAUGCUGAGGCUGAGGCUACUGAACGUUGUGUACGGUCAAACUCGAUAGGAGCACCUCUCGAUUUACGAGGAAAUAUCAUCGAUGAGCUGCCGCAAACAAGUUUCAUCGGAUUAGAGGAAAACCUUGUUCAUCUAAACUUGAAAAGAAACCACCUUCGUGCUGUGCCUAAAGGCCUCGACGGAUUACGCUUGCAUAAGAUGGAUUUCCGUCUUAAUUUGAUAUCAUCACUCUCAGUUGAUGAUGUCAUCACUUUGGCACAGUGCCGAAACGUCGACCUUUCGCGAAAUUUCAUAAAGGAAUGGCCGACGGUUGGCGAGAAGCUCAACGUGACGGUCGUCAUUGAGCGAUUGGAUCUUGCUUCGAAUUUGCUCUCUUCACUUCGUGCUGGUGUAUUUUCUUCGUUGUUCACUUUACAAUCGUUGCGAUUGUCGAGAAAUAAGAUCAGAUCCAUAGAAAGUCAUGCGUUUCGUGGAAUGGACUCAUUGGUUUCUCUGGAUCUGUCGAAGAAUCUCAUCCGAAUCGUGUCGUCGUUAGCAUUUCACAACUUACAAUCGUUAGCCAGUUUGUCGUUGGCCAGAAACGAAAUCUCAAGAUUUGAUGACGGUGUGUUUUUUGGUUGUGAUUCGUUGACGAUGUUGAAUGUGUCCCGAAACCACAUUCGCACGAUUUCCGACAAAUGGCUUUUUGGUCUCGAUGGUCUUCGUCAACUGAUUUUAGCCCCUGGCCAAAUCGAUUGCUUCACCGGUCGAUCGUUUGAUCGAUUUAAAAUCUAUGAGAAGUCCAAAUAUUUUCUUCCGUCGGGUGCAUUUCGUCUCUUGACACGUCUCGACUUCCUCGGAUUGUCGGGGAAUUCGAUCGAGUCGUUCCAUAAGACCGCAAUGACCGGUCUGGACCAGUUGAAUGAGUACGUUAGACUCGACCUCUCGUCGAAUUCGUUGGCAGUAUGUCUGGAAGAUAAUGCGAUGCUCUACAAUACUUCUAUGCCAUUUCUUAAAUCGCUCAAGUUCCGUAACAAUCAACUUCGUGUCAUACCAAACCGGGCAUUCGAGAGGUUUCCAGCUUUGAAAUAUCUUGAUCUCGCCGACAAUCCGAUAACCACCAUACAUCCAGAAGCCUUCACGCCCCUUCAGUUAACUGAAUUAACAUCUUUGAUGGUCUACAAAGUAAAACUUAAGAAUUCCAAAGACAUAGUUCAUCUCCGGUUUGUAACAGUGGAUGAUUCGCCUCGUGCUCGAAUAGUCGCUCAUCCGUCAACGAGUGUAAGCACAUUAGUUGGUGAACAGGCACGGUUCAGUUGUUCUGGAUAUGGCCUUGCACCUCUUCAUGUUGAGUGUAUUGGCUUGACAUCAACUCCAGGAACUAUCAACGGUCACGAGCUGGUCACUGCCGAACUGCUGCUACUCGAUGUGUCGACGUCCGAUCGAGCUGAGUACCAGUGUGUGGUACGGAAUCGUUUCGCCGCUGAGCACAGUACACGGUCAACCCUUAAGAUAUUUCAAGCGCCUGUAUUUUCUAACGAACCCGACGAUAUGUCGUUGCUUAUUGGACAGAACGCGAAGAUCAUGUGCGCAGCCACUGGAAUUCCUCCUCCAGUAAUCAAAUGGUCAAAGGAUGGCGGGGCUGCGUUUCCGGCAGCUCUUCAACAUCGGCUCUUCGUUCGUCCAAAUGACGACCAUCUCUAUGUUGUCAACGUUACCAGGGAGGAUCAGCAUUGGACGUUGAACGGUGAUCCGGUGUUCGUCGACGGUGAACGAGCGUCACUCAAAGCUCUUGGGCAGAUUCUUGCCAUCAAGAAGGUUCAAAUGAGCGAUUCUGGUGAAUAUGCGUGCGAACUGUGGGCUGGCAAUGAUCAGCUAGCUCGACAAGCAGCCGUCAUAAUGGUAGAUUUUCGCACUAACAACAUGCUUUAUGGGAUUUCAAAGGGUAUGCAGCAGCAGAAAAGUGACAGAUCGUCUGGAACCAGUAUAAAUGAGUUGUAUUAG
Angiostrongylus costaricensis is the source of this 2046-nucleotide messenger RNA. The record is from the annotation of a GenBank genome assembly. NCBI's taxonomy places the organism in Eukaryota, Metazoa, Nematoda, Chromadorea, Rhabditida, Metastrongylidae.